AUGCUGGCUACGGUCUCAGCAUCACCGCUGCUCAGUCUCAUCGCCGCUUCAACUCGUCGUGCGGUGCCCUCUGCUUCUCUCCGCCUGCAGAUAUCACGCCCUCUCGCCGGCUUUCUGACCGUCAAAGCCCAAGCCUCCCGUCCGAACAUCCUCGCUCGCCCGGCAUCGACAGCGAUCAUGCCACCUACGAAGUCGCAAAAGUCAGGCAAGGCCUCCAAAGCAGCCAAGGCGAUCCUGCAUCCCAAAUCGACGCUCGCUGCGGUCAAAGCGAACCACGCCCAAGCAGCCGAUUCCACGUCUACAUCCGCUUCCGACGCGGCACCUCGCUCGCGAUCGCCAGCGACGUCGAUCAAGCGGGCCUCAUCAAACGCAAGCCUCUCGUCCAACACCGCCAAGCCGCUGCCUGCUGCCCCAACCUCCGCUGCUCCCGCUGCCAGCGCCUCUGCAGCGCCGCUGCCGUCGGUGCUGGCUCCAGCGAUCAACAAUGACAUUCUGAGCAUGAAGAAGCAGCUGGAUCAGCCCAAGGUCGUGCUGCCUGCAUCUCUGCCGCCUGCAAUCGCAGUUCAGUCCGGUGGGUCGACGUUUGUUGUUCCUGCACCUGCUCCGGUUGCUGACACUGCUGCCGGAGCUGGUGACGCAUCGCCGUACACCAUCGACGAUAGCGCUGCCACCUCGACCGGCGAGCAAACUCACGACGACGCCCCUUCGACCGUAGACUCGACCCCUGUGACGCUCGGCUCGGAGGCCGUCUCCGUGCCUACCUCCUUCGAGACCGUCUCCACCAACUCGCAGGUUAAGAAGGGCAACGAGGAGUUUGCCGCGGAAGUAGCUGCGGUACUUGCUGAAUCGCAGCCUGCACCCGUCGCUGAGCCGCUCGCGGAUGCUGUUGCUGCACCGACCCCCGUCACUGCAGCCAUCGUCGACAAAGCUUCGACGUUCGUCCCCUCCGCCGGCUCCCCUGCCCAACCUCCCGCAGACCCGCUCUCCACUACCGCUCCCUCCCUCACCCGCUCCAUCAGCACCACCGCCGCGGCCGCCGCCAAAGUAGCCACCUUCACCCCACCCGAACUCACCCGGUUGCAACACAACACCUUCGUCUCGCGCCCCACGGACGCCUCUCGCACACCCAUUCGCACCCUCGACCCCUCGGUUCUGCCCACCCCACUGCGUCCCAUCGACCGCUCCAACGGGCUGAAACGCGCCCCCUCGCACGUGCUCAUCUUCGGCUGGAUGGACGCUCCCAUUCGCCUCGUCGCCAAAUACGCUCAACCUUACACGGUGCUCUUCCCCAACGCGACGGUGCUCAUCCAGCUGUCCGAUGGAAAAAGCUACCUGGCACGCGAGCAGGUGCGCCGGGAGCAGAUGCAGAGGGUCAUUUCCGAGAUCACCACGCCUCUUCCUCGACAGGAAAAGGAUGUGGGGGAUUCGACGGUGACUCUGAUCGAUCAUGCCGAGGCGACUGGUGUGGAGGAGGGUGGGUUUGUCAUUCAUAGCUUUAGCGAUGGCGGUGCGGGCAAUCUGGCGAUUUUUCUGGAUGAGAUGGCGAGGCGUAAAGGGACAACACCGAGAGUGCACUCGUUGAUCAUGGACUCGAGUCCUGGCAAGUCGAACCCGAGGACCGGAUCGUAUGCGUUCACCAUGCAUCUGGCGAAUCGACCGAGGGUCAGGGCGGUGGUGCAGUUCCUGGUGUUCAUCAGUCUGUAUCUCAUGAAGAUAUGGGCCAAGGUGACGGGUCAACCCGCGAGGGGAGAGCUGAUGCGGAAGAGGUUGAACUCGUUGAGGAGUUGGAGCUGGGUUACUGCCUCCCACGCAGGGUCGCAGAGGAAGGAGGAGGCGGGAGACUUCCCACCGAGGAUGUACAUGUAUACCAAAGCGGACAAGCUGAUUCCGUGGCAGUUUGUCGAGGAGCACGCGAGGCAUCUGGCCGACGUGCGGAAGACCCAGCCGGCGCUGGUGCAGAUGGAGAAGGAGGGGCAGAGGGAGAGGGUGCUCAGCGCGGUCAAAGAUGGUGCCGAGGGGGCAGGGGCGGAGUACAAGGUGGAGCUGAGGAGGUGGGAUACGCCGGCGCACUGCAGCAUCGGCAGAGCCGACUUUGAGGGCUAUUGGGCGGGUGUCAUGGACUUCCUUCUCAACGUGCUCAGAAGAGAGUAG
This is a messenger RNA of Kalmanozyma brasiliensis GHG001, 2151 nucleotides long. Its product is annotated as Protein of unknown function DUF829, TMEM53. Lineage: Eukaryota; Fungi; Basidiomycota; Ustilaginomycetes; Ustilaginales. The coding region runs from base 1 to 2151 and encodes 716 amino acids. The record is from RefSeq and is a predicted model, not a curated record. The transcript has a single exon.